UCCCUCUUUCUUUCUUUCCCAUCUCGCUUUUCAUCCCCUUGUUCUCCCCGCCCGGCAGGGGAGUUCGGGGAGGUGUGCCGGGGCCGGCUCAAGGUGCCCGGGAAGAAGGAGAGCUGCGUGGCCAUCAAGACGCUGAAGGGGGGGUACACAGAGCGGCAGCGCCGGGAGUUCCUCAGCGAGGCCAGCAUCAUGGGGCAGUUUGAGCACCCCAACAUCAUCCGGCUGGAGGGGGUGGUGACCAGCAGCACCCCAGUCAUGAUCCUCACCGAGUUCAUGGAGAACGGGGCACUCGACUCCUUCCUGCGGCUGAACGAGGGGCAGUUCGCGCCCAUCCAGCUGGUGGGGAUGCUGCGGGGCAUCGCCUCGGGGAUGCGCUAUCUGGCCGAGAUGAGCUACGUGCACCGGGACCUGGCCGCCCGCAACAUCCUGGUUAACUGCAACCUGGUCUGCAAAGUCUCCGACUUCGGCCUCUCCCGCUUUCUGGAGGAGAACUCCUCUGACCCCACCUACACCAGCUCCCUGAAUGUGACCUACGUGGGCAUCCACGUCCGGAGGGGGGACUAUGUCCGGGUGAUGCCCCAGGUUCGGAAGGGGGUAGUGGCGGACAAGGCCUACCUGGAGAAGGCCAUGGGCUACUUCCGGGCCAAGUACCAGGAGCCGAUCUUCGUGGUGACCAGCAACGGGAUGGAGUGGUGCCGGGAGAACAUCAACGCCUCGCGGGGGGACGUGUAUUUCUCGGGGGACGGGAAGGAGUCGUCACCGGGGAGAGAUUUUGCUCUCUUGGUCCAUUGCAACCACACGAUCAUGACCAUCGGGACCUUCGGCAUCUGGGCCAGUUACCUGGCUGGGGGGGAGACCAUCUAUUUGGCCAACUACAUGCUCCCUGAUUCCCCUUACCAGCAGCACUUGAAGCCUUCGGCAGCCUUCCUGCCCAAGUGGAUUGGGAUUGAUGCCGAUCUCUCCCCACUGCUGAAUGGGAGCUAUAAAAAUAAUAAAUAACAAAUGGAAGAAAGGGGCAAUGGAUAGUAAUAUAUAUAAAUCAGAAACUAGGGAUCGUAGAAAAUUGAUAAGGGAAGCAAAGGAACUCAUGGAGACGUCUAUGGCAAGCAAAGUUAAAGACAUACCUUGGGUUU
Molecule: messenger RNA, 1133 nt
Organism: Chelonoidis abingdonii (Abingdon island giant tortoise)
Lineage: Eukaryota; Metazoa; Chordata; Testudines; Testudinidae
Source: RefSeq, a predicted model, not a curated record